Molecule: messenger RNA, 429 nt
Organism: Helianthus annuus (common sunflower)
Lineage: Eukaryota; Viridiplantae; Streptophyta; Magnoliopsida; Asterales; Asteraceae
Exons: 1
Coding region: 1-429 (142 amino acids)
Source: RefSeq, a predicted model, not a curated record
AUGGAGCAUGGCCUGGCUCGUGAUGUCGAAUCCGUCUCAGGCAAGUGGCGUAAAAUGAGCAAGACCAUCAAUACCUUUAACGGGUAUUAUAACCAAAUUUACACUUGUCCUCCUAGCGGGAGUAACGAAGAGGACAUUCUUAACCUUGCUAUGGCUAAGUGGGACUCUCAAAAUUCAACGCCUUUCCCACACCUCCGAGCAUGGAACGUUUUAAAGAAAGAACCAAAAUGGAAGGCGGUUCCAAAUGAGGUCGCAACCGCCAAACGGACUAAAACUUCCGAGUCCGGAAGUUAUAGUGCGGGAGGCUCCACUGCUCGUUGUCAAAUCGACAUAAACGACGACCCGGAAGAUGACGAGGAUGUGUUGCCCGUUCACGAGUCGGAACGUCCCACCGGAAGGGACAAAGCAAAAAAAGAGGCGGCCGGAUAG